This is a messenger RNA of Auanema sp. JU1783, 1761 nucleotides long. NCBI's taxonomy places the organism in Eukaryota, Metazoa, Nematoda, Chromadorea, Rhabditida, Rhabditidae. The record is from the annotation of a GenBank genome assembly.
AUGCAGGCCCCCACGCCUGAGAGCCCGGCCUCUAAAAGAAAAACAAGGCCAGGGAGUUCCAUUCCUCUGCUGAGAGAUAAAGCUCCAACUACCCCAUAUAAACUCAGAGAGGGGUCCAAAUUGCCUUCAAGGUAUCGAGACGAAGAGCCAUUACCAGUAAUAAAACUCAGAAGUCCUAAUAAAAAAAGUCCGCAGAAGAUCUCAAAUGUAGUAGCUCGCGCCUCACCGGCCAGAAGGGCACUUGGAAAGGUUGAUGCUGUUCCGGGAAGCUCGAACAGUAUCACUGCAUCUGAACCUAGAAAGUUUCCAUUUCCCUCUUCUUCAACUUAUCGUGAUCCAGCCUUCUUGAAUCAGUCGGGAUCUAAUAAUGAGAUUGGUUCGACUUCAAACGAAGUUGAUUCUUUUUCUAGUCCAGGCGGUCCAGACAAGCGUUUGAGUUUGAGCCGACCUGGCGCCGAAACCGAUGUCGGUCGUAUUGGUUUACUCAGACUGCAACACCUUCUUUCUUUAUCGAAGGCUCGACGUUGGACAAUCUGCGAAUUUUUCUACUCCGCAGUAGACGAACAGUUAUUCUUAGCGGAUAAUGAGUUUCAACAAGUCUUACAAGAAUCUUUUCCAAAUUUGAAAACUAUGAUGUUGAAUAAGCAGCAAUGGAGAACCAUUCGACGAUUGCUAGGUAAACCUAGGAGGUGCUCACCUCAGUUCUUCAAUGAAGAACGAGCAUCACUAGAAUCCAAAAGAAGUAAAAUUCGCUCAAUCUAUGAAGCCACAUUUUUUUCGAAUCCCAACGCGGAUUAUUCUGACUUGCCUCUAAAACUUCCACGUCCAUUAGUUGUAGGAAUGAGGGUUUAUGCAAGGAUACACUCACCUAAAGACGGCAUUUAUGGCGGAACUAUAGAUGCAGUUUUGAAAAAUGGUUAUCGUGUUAUAUUCGAGAAGGAGGAUCUUAUUCCCCCACUCGAAGUACCUGAUAGUCAGGUUAUGCUUGAUGGAAGGCUAGAGCUUGUGCAAUUGAACUACUUCAUCGAGCAAUGUACAGCAAAAAUGUCGUUCUCUGCCGGAAGGCUAUCUUUCCCACCAAUUUCCAAUCCCGACAGGAGGCAGGAUAUUGUUGCACUAGCUCACAGUAAGAUGCAAAGGAAACCCACACUCCCCGGAAGCGACAAAGUUGGGAACUUCCCUGUCAGGAUGUUGGUGAUCCUAGUGAAGUUGUCCAAAUUGAUCGAGCUGAAAAAGAAGUAUAUUAGGCAGUUGUGUGAAUUGAAUAAUGAAGCCGAGAGAGCAAAUCUCUUAACAGAUGUGUAUCAUCCCACUUUUCAAGAAAAGUAUGCUCAAGUUGUGAUUGACUUAGAAUCAAUCAAUAAACAAAUAAGCAUGUAUCUUCAGGGUAUUCAAGAGUAUAACACCCAGCUUAUCCCGCAAUUGAGCGAAGUGAAUUUGGCUAAUCGCCCAGAUAGUCUAAGACGAAUUACUACUACUCAUGCUCAGCAAAUAGUUAAACACUGUAAUCAAGGCCUUAAUGUUCAGAAUGCGCGAGCUAUCAGCCUCAUAACUUCACUUACUUCGUUACUACUCCAAAUUAGAACACUUGGACAACAAAAACUAACACCACUAGAUAUGCAGACAUUGGCCGAAUCAAUCAAAGAAAUACGUGGAAUGGUAUCUCCGAAAAAUGCUGCUUGGUUUCAAGAUCAUGUUGAAGUCCACAUGAAGCAAAUUCAUAACAUGAUGCUCCAAUGUGGUGCACUUUCAAGCCGGUAA